Messenger RNA from Canis lupus familiaris (dog), 1119 nucleotides. It is a transcript of the gene DLA-DQB1, whose product is annotated as major histocompatibility complex, class II, DQ beta 1. The record is from RefSeq and is marked provisional. Gene Ontology annotation, molecular function: MHC class II protein complex binding. Gene Ontology annotation, biological process: antigen processing and presentation of exogenous peptide antigen via MHC class II; peptide antigen assembly with MHC class II protein complex; positive regulation of T cell activation. NCBI's taxonomy places the organism in Eukaryota, Metazoa, Chordata, Mammalia, Carnivora, Canidae. Gene Ontology annotation, cellular component: MHC class II protein complex; membrane.
AUGUCUGGGAAGAUGACUCUGUGCAUCCCCCGAGGCUUCUGGACAGCAGCUGUGAUGAUGAUCCUGGUGGUGCUGAGCAUCCCAGUGGCUGAGGGCAGAGACUCUCCACAGGAUUUCGUGUACCAGUUUAAGUUCGAGUGCUAUUUCACCAACGGGACGGAGCGGGUGCGGCUUCUGACUAAAUACAUCUAUAACCGGGAGGAGUUCGUGCGCUUCGACAGCGACGUGGGGGAGUACCGGGCGGUCACGGAGCUCGGGCGGCCCGACGCUGAGUACUGGAACCCGCAGAAGGACGAGAUGGACCGGGUACGGGCCGAGCUGGACACGGUGUGCAGACACAACUACGGGGUGGAAGAGCUCACCACGUUGCAGCGGCGAGUGGAACCGACAGUGACCAUCUUCCCGUCCAAGACAGAGGUUCUGAACCACCACAAUCUGCUGGUCUGCUCAGUGACAGAUUUCUAUCCAGGCCAGAUCAAAGUCCGGUGGUUUCGGAAUGACCAGGAGCAGACAGCUGGUGUCGUGUCCACUCCACUUAUUAGGAAUGGGGACUGGACCUUCCAGAUCCUUGUGAUGCUGGAGAUGACUCCCCAGCGAGGAGAUGUCUACACUUGCCAUGUGGAGCACGCCAGCCUCCAGAGCCCCAUCACAGUGCAGUGGCGGGCACAGUCUGAAUCUGCCCAGAGCAAGAUGCUGAGUGGCAUUGGUGGCUUCGUGCUGGGGCUGAUCUUCCUUGGGCUUGGCCUUAUCAUCCGUCACAGGAGCCAGAAAGGAUCUCGGGGGUCUCCACCGGCAGGGCUCCUGCACUGAUGCCUGAGGAUACCGGGGAUUCCAUCCUUUGUAGUGUCCGUCUGUCCCUGCCCAGAAUUCCCAGCUGCCUGACAGACUGUCCCCACAUAGAUCAGAGUCCUACAUGACUCUGAGGACUCUUGAGGAUCUGGGUGUGAUUCUGCUUCCUGCAUUGACCUGUGUGCUCCCUGCUACAGGAUCUACUCAGGCCCCAAGGGAUUUUCCUGUUUCCAUUCUUCCUUCACAGAUUGUGCAAGAGAAGCACAUUGAAGCCAUUUACCUGAAGAUAGAGAUUUUAUCAUAAUUAAAUGUGAUUAUGAGUUCUCUGUA